Molecule: messenger RNA, 336 nt
Organism: Baudoinia panamericana UAMH 10762
Lineage: Eukaryota; Fungi; Ascomycota; Dothideomycetes; Mycosphaerellales; Teratosphaeriaceae
Exons: 1
Molecular function (GO): mRNA binding
Source: RefSeq, a predicted model, not a curated record
ACCGUCAUCCGCAAAGGCGGCGGCGAGCAAUGGGAAGACAACACCCUCCUCGACUGGGACCCCACCCACUUCCGCCUCAUGGUCGGCAACCUCGCGGGCGAAGUCACCGACGACUCCCUCGCCAAAGCCUUCGCCUCCUACGGCGUCUCCAAGGCCCGCGUCGUCCGCGACAAACGCACCACCAAAUCGAAGGGGUUCGGGUUCGUGUCGUUCUUCGAUGGCGAGCAAGGCUUCCGUGCCGCGAGGGAGAUGGUGGGGAAGUAUAUUGGUAGUCAUCCUGUUACCAUUCAGAGGAGUAAGACGGAUUUGAGGCCGGUGGUGCAGAAGAAUGAUCGG